Sus scrofa (pig) is the source of this 1874-nucleotide messenger RNA. Its product is annotated as olfactory receptor-like protein OLF3. The record is from RefSeq and is a predicted model, not a curated record. NCBI's taxonomy places the organism in Eukaryota, Metazoa, Chordata, Mammalia, Artiodactyla, Suidae. Gene Ontology annotation, molecular function: G protein-coupled receptor activity; olfactory receptor activity. Gene Ontology annotation, cellular component: membrane. Gene Ontology annotation, biological process: G protein-coupled receptor signaling pathway.
AUUCCUGAGCCCUUAGUGCUGUUAAAAAUCAUCCUCGAUAUUGUCUAAGUUUGAAUCUGUAGGGUGCAUGUGGGAAAAGCAUGCCUGCUACCUUAUUUACCCCAAGGCAGAGGUCGUGUUACAACGAAUACCCAUACUGCCGUAGUCCUGCUAUAAGCAACAGCUCACAAGAUACUUUCUUCAUAAGUUACCUGCACGUGAGCUUAAACAUACUUGGGAGUCGUAGAAUGUUAUCCUGUUUCAUACCUACAUGUUUGUUCUGAAACCAGAAUGCCAUAGCUCCUGAAUAAAAUCGGUUUUUAGACCUAGCUUCUCUGAUUCCAUAUCUUUUCACAAGACCUUGCCUCUUCCCAAUGAUUCCUUUUAUAAUAGAUUUAUCCAUUUCCUUCUGAUGGAUGGGUAUAGUUGAGGAAUGUAAGGUCAUUUUUGUAACUUUCCAGCCAAGUUUUUCUUCCCUGUUUAUCAUUUUAGCUGCCACUGUUACCUACCACGCCUUCCUUGCCCUAGAAUAUGAGAUAAGUUGGUAAAGAUAUUCAGGCGCUAACUUGAUCUCCCGGAGACUACAUCGUGUCCUUGUGAAGGCACAGGCUUGUUCUCUGAUGCAAAGUGGACACAACGCAUAUCAGGAUGAAACCUGUCUUCAUCUUGGCCCAUAAAUAAUCUGAAAUAUCUGACUAAGGCUGGCCAACUGUAUAUGGUAUAUAUUGACAAGUUAUUUUUAUGGUUCUAUGAUUCAACAGCUUCUGACUCUCUCUUCAGAUUAAUAACCAUCUGUUUUUAAAUGGGAACAGAAAACCAGACAUGGGAGAAAGAGUUUAUUCUCCUUGGCCUAUCCAGUGACUGGGACACUCAGGUCUCUCUCUUUGUCCUGUUCUUGGUCAUGUACCUGGUGACAGUGCUGGGGAACUUGCUCAUUGUUCUUCUGAUCAGACUGGACAGCCGACUCCACACUCCCAUGUAUUUCUUUCUCACCAACCUCUCCCUUGUGGACGUCUCUUAUGCCACAAACAUCGUGCCUCAGAUGCUCGUGCACCUGCUUGCAAAACACAAACGAAUCCCGUUCGUGAGCUGUGCAGCCCAGCUGUUUUUCUCCCUGGGCCUGGGUGGGACCGAGUUUGUUCUCCUGGCGGUGAUGGCCUAUGACCGCUACGUGGCUGUGUGUAACCCCCUGAGAUACCCGGUCAUCAUGCAUGGAGGGUUCUGUACCAGGUUGGCCGUCACAUCCUGGCUCAGCGGCUCUGGCAACUCCCUCAUGCAGACUGCCAUCACCUUUCAGGUGCCCACGUGCACAAACAAAUGUAUUGAUCACAUAUCCUGUGAACUUCUAGCUGUGGUCAGGCUGGCCUGCGUGGACACGUCCUCCAACAAGGUGGCCAUCACGGUUUCGAGCAUUGUCCUGCUGAUGACACCUUUCUGCUUGGUUCUCGUGUCCUACAUCCAGAUCGUCUCCACCAUCCUGCAGGUGCGGUCCGCAGAGGGGAGAAAGAAAGCCUUCCACACCUGUGCCUCUCACCUCACGGUGGUUGCCCUGUGCUAUGGCAUGGCCAUUUUCACUUACAUCCAGCCACACUCCAGCCCCUCUGUCCUUCAGGAGAAGUUGAUCUCUGUCUUCUAUGCCAUCUUGAUGCCUGUGCUGAACCCCAUGAUUUACAGUCUAAGGAACAAGGACGUCAAGGGUGCCUGGCAGAAACUACUAGGGCAGUUAUCUGGAUUAACUUCAAAAUUGGCAACUCGAUGAAUCAAGAGCAUUGCCUAGAAUAAAGAAUUUUACUUUUGUGUUUUUAUACCUCACUUAGUGUACAGGCAUCAAACACAUGGUCCUGGCAACCAGGAAGGAGAUGACACCAUGUGUGCGGGUGAUAUUGAUUAGGAGG